Molecule: messenger RNA, 1307 nt
Organism: Trypanosoma cruzi
Lineage: Eukaryota; Euglenozoa; Kinetoplastea; Trypanosomatida; Trypanosomatidae
Exons: 1
Source: RefSeq, a predicted model, not a curated record
AUGGAGCAUGGUGGCGCGAGCUCCGGCUCCAUUCGCAAGCUUGAGGAGAAGAUUGAAAAACUUGAGCAGAAGUUGAAGAUUUACCGCCGCAAGAAUAAGUUGGAAAAGGUGGUGGUGGCAAUGCGACAAAUUGAGUUGCUUCGAUGCGCCCUCAUGGGGAAAGAGGUUGACCCCAACACGACGUCGACAUUGGGAGAGGCUGCUGGAGCUGCUGGUGGUGGUAUUGUUGGUCCAAAUGAGCUUUCAGAGAGUGAGGAUGAAAAGAUGCCAGUGAAGCCAAAGGCACGUCAGCUACAACAUCCGGAACUGCUUUCUUUACUGCUCUGCGACGGCGUGGCGUUGCCGGAGAUGAAUGCGUGUGAAUCAACUAUUAUAGUACUUACUCUCACAUGUACACGGACGACGGAAUGUAUACCGCCUGCACAGAGUGGCACCAUCACAUUUUUGUUGUGCGAAACAAAAGACAAGGAGGCCAAUCGCGUCAUUCCUGUUGACAUUACACUUGUACCUAUGGAGGGUGAAGAGGAUGGGGAAGCCACCGCCGCAUCUACGAGACCCACUGCAGGGUCAAAAUUAUUCUCUGCCCCAUCAACUCUGACAAUAGAUGGACUUGCUGCAGGGAAUUCACCACCGCAGUCUGUAAAUGACACAUCUUUCUUAGCACCUGGUGCGGAGUUAGCAAAUGCAUUGUCUCCCUUAAAGAUGCCCAUCAAAUUAGCAACUCCCGUACCAACACCAUCUUUCUUCAUUGAACCCGGUGAGGGUGUAGUGGCUACCAGUUUUAUGCGCUGCCCAAUGGCAAUUGUUACCCACGCUAUUGCAUAUGAAGCCUGUAAGUUUACCAUGUUGUUACGUGCGACCGAUGAGACAGCUUUUGUUGUACUGGACCCUGUCCGUUGCUGUGGCAAUAUUAUCAACAGCAAUUUGACCAACAAUGGAACCAGCACUGUGAGUGGUGGGAAUGCUGGGAAUAGUAAUAAUAAUACUAGUAGUACUCAUGUGAAUAAUGCCCCUGCUGCUGCUGCAGGAGGAGGAGGAGGAAUGGUUUCUUCCACUGCCGUGGUGCCUAUAAAGACGUUGGAUGCUCAUUUCAAGUUUGUUCCACGCAAUGGCGUGGUUCGUGCGUCCGAGUCCUUUAGUAUUACAGUGGAAUGUACCCCAAUGAGUGUUGUCCCUCAGCGUUACUUCAUACCCGUCAAGAAAUUGCAACACCCCUCGGAUAUCACAUAUUUUGCACUGGAGAUGAAUCCCAUGGUGGAUGAGGAUCUCCUGCAAGUGUCACCCAGAAAGAUUUUACUACGGGAUAU